GGAAUAUGAAUAAGCGAUAAAACUUUACCUUCUCGGGAGACAACACUUGUUCGGCAACUGAACUGCGAUGCAAAAUUAAGAACACAGUUCAGAAUUAGAUUGACAAUUUUAAGGAUUAAAUAAUAAAAAAAGGGGUCAGUCACUCCUCCACUAAUCCAUGUUUGGAGUCAUUGGACUUGCUCUCAUAACACCUCCACUCGCUCAUCUAUUUUCCUUCCACUACUCCUCCCCUUAACCCCGCCGCCCAUCGUCAACGUCAACGCCAACGCCAACGCCAACGCCGCUUUCAUUCUCCAAAGGUUUUUAAAUUAUAUCUCAGAUUUUGAUCGAUUUCACAUGGGCGAACAAACCCCGUCGCAGCCUCAGCCGCAGGUUCAAUCCCAGCCACCGAAUGACUCCUCUACUACGACUCAAGCCCAAGUUCAAACCCAAUCUGGAGACCCGAAUAAUUCCUCCACGGCCCCUGUUUCCACCGUUACCACCGCCUGUACCGCCAUUGUAGCAUGUGGUCCGACGGAGCUAGUCAAUGUUCCUCUCUCAACCUUGUCUCCUCCUUCGAAAAUCCCUUCCCGCCCUAGAAAAAUCCGGAAACUCUCCCCUGACCUGAGCUUCGACCCCAAUGCCUCCCAACAAGCAACGACCUCCUCCUCCACAUCCCUGACCGAACAGCGUAAAACCGUCGGCAGAACUUCCAAAACAAAACUCAGUCAACAUCGAGCCCUAGCGGUGGUGGCUCCACGAAUCAUUUCUCGGUCCCUCUCUUGCGAGGGCGAGGUCGAAAACGCCAUCCACCACCUUCGCGACGCCGAUCCCCUCCUCGCUUCCUUAAUCGACCUCCAUCCACCUCCAACCUUCGACACUUUCCAUGCCCCUUUCCUCGCGCUCACUCGGAGCAUCCUCUACCAACAGCUCGCUUUCAAAGCCGGAACCUCCAUCUACACCCGCUUCAUCUCUCUCUGCGGAGGCGAAAACGGGGUUGUUCCUGAAACUGUUCUUUCUUUAACCUCUCAACAGCUGCGACAAAUUGGUGUCUCGGGACGAAAAGCGAGUUACCUUCAUGAUCUCGCAAGAAAAUACCAGACGGGGAUAUUAUCGGACUCGGCGAUUGUAAAUAUGGAUGACAAAUCACUUUUCACCAUGCUUACGAUGGUCAAUGGGAUCGGUUCUUGGUCGGUUCAUAUGUUCAUGAUUUUUUCGCUUCAUAGACCCGAUGUUUUGCCAAUUAAUGAUCUCGGGGUUCGAAAAGGGGUUCAAUUGCUCUACAAUUUGGAGGAGUUGCCAAGGCCUUCGCAGAUGGAUCAAUUGUGUGAGAAAUGGAGGCCAUACAGGUCGGUUGCUUCCUGGUAUCUUUGGAGGUAUGUGGAGGCCAAAGGAGCGCCUUCGAGUGCUGCCGCGGUUGCUGCUGGUGCUAGUCUUCCACCGCUGCAGCAACAAGAGGAGCCGCAACAACAUCAGCAACAGCCCCAGCUUAUGGACCCCAUUAAUAGCAUUCUCAACCUUGGGGCCUGUGCCUGGGGGCAAUGAUUGUCAUUGGAGAUGGAAUGUUUGGCAUUUGUUACAAUCCAUGGAUCUGAAAGGCAGGCACUUGAAAGGAAAAAUGUUUGCGUGAAAAAUAUUGUUCUGAAAGCCAUUAAAAAAUUAUAAGCCUUAUGAGUAAAGUCUUUUUAACUUUGGUCUCCUAAAUCUGCUUUGAGAUUGAAUAAACACACUGCCCGGUUCUUUGGUCUUCAUAUUUUAGCUGUCAGCUGUCUCAUAUAAGACAUUAAUGGAUUGCAAUUCACUGCUGGAGUGGUUUUGUGUC
Molecule: messenger RNA, 1801 nt
Organism: Gossypium raimondii (Peruvian cotton)
Lineage: Eukaryota; Viridiplantae; Streptophyta; Magnoliopsida; Malvales; Malvaceae
Product: DNA-3-methyladenine glycosylase
Exons: 2
Coding region: 337-1524 (395 amino acids)
Biological process (GO): base-excision repair; base-excision repair, AP site formation; DNA alkylation repair
Cellular component (GO): protein-DNA complex; nucleus
Molecular function (GO): DNA-3-methyladenine glycosylase activity; DNA-7-methylguanine glycosylase activity; alkylated DNA binding
Source: RefSeq, a predicted model, not a curated record